AUGAAGCGGAUACUGCUUGUAACGGCUGUUUUGGCGACAGCAAACGCCUGCCUAACGACCGCCAGCCGUACGUACAGCGCUGGCCCCACCUACACCGCUCCACAAGCUGCGGCCGUGGCCCGAGGAGCCCCAAAUACCGCUCCUGCUCAGCCGUUAACUGGCAACUCGCCGAAUGCGCCUCAUCAAUCAGUGUUGCAAUACCUCCUCGGCCAGAAGAUCAAGACUAGCGAAUUUUCCGCUGACGGUUACAACAAUGAGGGUGGUGGACCUGUCAACCGAGGAGCCGCCCUGUCCUGUUAUAUGGACGGCCGACCUUGCUGCUGGGCCAACGUUCCGCCCCCAGAUGAUCAGCUCGAUUGGCAGAUUGCCACCGGAAAGCCCGACACGGCACGUUUCCAGAAUGUUCCGGCCCCAGAAGGCAGCUACCUGAUCGCGUACGCUCGCGGAGCUGCGCCUUCAGAUGAAGCUCAAUUCGCUUCGUGUGCCAUCGCCUGCGCGUCAUCGCCGAUCACCGUCCGCGCCAAGCAUUGGCAAUCGGAGAACGUGCUUCUCCAAGUGUGCCAGCGCGAGUCGUUCCCGAACGCCGUCAACUUCAACCCGUUGUUGAACUGCCAGGAGUUCCCUCAGGUUAACGGAAUUGGCACGACCGAGCUGGUGUUGCCAAAAGCUUCGCUCAUCGAUAUCAUCUUCGUCGCCUCCAACUUUGUUGGUGAGAACGGCGAUAUGGCCAUCCUCGACGACAUCGAGGUGUCGUACGACUCCAACGGACCCGAGUGCGCUCGCGAGGAGGAGAAUGGAGCUGAAGCUGCUCAGAGGCUGACCGUCGAAACCAACUCCGCUGGAAAGAGCGCCACCCUCACCGACAAGGAGUUCAGCGAGGCUGAGAAGGACUUGGCCGGACGCAAGCGGACCAUUGAGGAUCGAUUGAACAUGAAGGUUGAGUCGACUGAAGUUGAGGGAGAGGAGAUUCAUGGAGAUGACCAUGUUGUUGAAUCCACCCGCAAGGCGCACGGUGAGCAGACCGUCGUUGCCGCCGAGAGCGAGGCGUUCAGUAAGGAUAUUUGCGAGAACACCAAGUGUGACUUCGAAGAUGGCACCACCUGCCACUACAAAGAUGCCCACCAAACACAGUCGAUCCGAGGCCUCACCACCAAGUUCCAGGUCGUCUCCGGACAGUUCAUGAACAGGGUGACCGGAGUUAGGGAAAGCAUUGAGGGCUCGUACUACGCCGCCACCUUCUUGUUCCCACGUGAAAUGGCCGGAUUGGAGGUCCAGAACGCGCCGUUCACCGAGAACUCACGACUUCGAUUCCAUUACUACGAGGGAACACACGGAGUUCAGCUUAAGGGCUGCUGCGAUUCCCUCGAUAGCUGUCCCUUCUCCUCCGACAAGUUCGUGAAGGUCAGCGACCGCGUCUGGAAGACGGCAUCGCUCAAGUGUCCUAAGGGCACCGAGAAGGUGAUCUUCGUCUGCGAGAACACUCGAACGAACCAGGGCGCCUGCGCCAUCGACGAGAUCCGCAUGGUGGAGCCGAGCGGAAAGAUUGCUCAAGUCAAGCCGCUGUGC
Mesorhabditis spiculigera is the source of this 1566-nucleotide messenger RNA. NCBI's taxonomy places the organism in Eukaryota, Metazoa, Nematoda, Chromadorea, Rhabditida, Rhabditidae. The record is from the annotation of a GenBank genome assembly.